AUGUGGCUUUCGUUUGCAGUUUUGGCUGCAGCUGUUGUCACUCAUGUAGCUUACGGAUUCAUGCAGUGUAGGCAGCCCAACUAUUUGGCCAAAGGUGGAAAGAUCUUUGCAGUGGAUCCCAAUGAUGAAUCCAUACAAACUGAAAUUCGUAUCAAGGGAGUUACAUGGGGUGGUAUGGAGACGAUCGAUAUGAUUCCAGACGGACUUUGGGGCACGGAGAGUCCUAACUCCAUGGGAACUCAAGCCACUACCAUUUCGAAAUUGCAAGACUUUCUUGAUUCAAAUGGCUUUAACUCCAUUCGACUAUCACUUAAUGCCGACUAUGUAAUCAAAAAUCCCGAUCCUCAACUCACAUACAUUCACGCUUUUGAAAAUCCGGAGCUUACGACCUGGGAAGACCCGGAAAAUGUCGACUAUAUCAAUUUUCUUGCUCGUGUCGUUGAAACCUUGCAAGAUCGAAAGUUGACAGUACUUUUAGAUAUCCAUCGAUUGACCAAGUACGAAAAGGAUGCUUUUUGGUAUACGAAUCCUUAUGUAGAUGUCAGAAAGUCUGGAACAUACAAGGCGGUCACAAUUCUCGCAGAAAAGCUUUGCGGUGCUCGAUUCUGGAAUGUCAUAGGAAUUGAUCUUAAGGACGAAAUGAUGCGAGCACAUUGGGAGGCCGACCCAGCGGAUUCGGAUGAAACAACCGACUGGCACAAUGCUGCAGGGAUUUUAGCCAAUGCUGUCCUCCAGCGUUGUCCCCAGUGGCUAAUCUUUGUCGGGGGAGCUAGUUCGUACACUGAUGCUCAACGCUUUCGUGUCAACGAGAAGUAUGGAUUGAGCACCCAUUGGAAUGGUGGCAACCUUAAGAACGCCACACUCAACCCGUUGCAAGUUAACACUAGAAACAAAAUUGUAUAUGCACCACAUGCCCAUGCUCACGGCGUGGAGCCUAAAAACUACUUCUACGAACCUUCGUCCAACUGUACCAAUGACAUUGAACAGUUUGAGUCUCUUGAUCUGACUGCAGAUCAGAAAGAAACACGAUGUGUUGAUUUUAUCAAUGGCACAGAAACGAAGAGUAAGCUUCCCUGUAGAGACUCUCAAGUUGCAUGCAGCAUGUAUGAGCACAUUUCGAUUCAAGCAACUUUAAGGAAUUACGAGGCUGUCAUGACAGAAGCAUUGGGUAAUUUACCUCAGAAUCCUGAUAUUUCUCUAGUGCUUGGAGCAUUUAGCGGAGUCUACGGAAAAGCUCAACCUCAUCAAACGGCCGUGCUCGAGUAUCUGAUCGAUUUUGCAGCCUCAGUUCAAGGAGGGUACUUUUACGCAUUAAAUCCCAACACGCAAUUAUAUCUCGAAGAUUCCGAAGACGGUGAGGGUGGCACUUUCGCAGUAACCCACUACGGGCUGAUGCAGACGUCUUCUUGGCAAGAACCAUACAAUGAUCUCCUUGAAGCUCUCACACAAAUUCCUUCCAGCGCUAUUCCAUGCUACGGAGGGACGGAGACCAACGCUGCAGCAUCCCCACUAAGGGACGCUGCGUUGGUGAUAGGGAAUAUUGUUAUUGCAAUCGCAUUCUGA
Plasmopara halstedii is the source of this 1563-nucleotide messenger RNA. Its product is annotated as cell 5a endo1. The record is from RefSeq and is a predicted model, not a curated record. Lineage: Eukaryota; Oomycota; Peronosporomycetes; Peronosporales; Peronosporaceae. The transcript has 2 exons. Bases 1 to 1563 code for a protein of 520 amino acids. Gene Ontology annotation, molecular function: hydrolase activity, hydrolyzing O-glycosyl compounds.